Thlaspi arvense is the source of this 528-nucleotide messenger RNA. Lineage: Eukaryota; Viridiplantae; Streptophyta; Magnoliopsida; Brassicales; Brassicaceae. The record is from the annotation of a GenBank genome assembly.
AUGGCGCAGCAGCAGACUUCCGAUUCAGGGACACGUGAUCAAUACGGCGGCGUUUUCAGCGUCUCCGGUGAUGACGUGGCAAGAGAGCAAAGCGUGAGCAUCUCUCAACCUGCUCCAGCGGUUGUGACGACGAUGGGAUCCGUAGAUACGGUUACGAUCGGGGAGGCUUUGGAGGCUACGGCUUUGUCGCUUGGAGAUAAGCCUGUGGACCGUAAAGACGCGGCGGCGAUUCAAGCGGCUGAAACGAGAGCCACCGGUGAGUUUACCACUCGACCCGGUGGUCUUGCGGCAGCGGCUCAGGAGGCAGCUGCGACUAACGAACGGACGGUGUUGGAGGAAGGCAAAGUGACUAUUGCAGACAUUCUCACAGAUGCGGCAGAGAAGCUUCCGGGAGAUAAGAUGGUGACAAGGGAAGAUGCGGAGGCGGUGGUUGGAGCAGAAAUUAGAAACAGUCCGGAGAUGAAGACAACUCCUGGUGGUGUGGCAGAUUCCAUGUCGGCAGGGGCAAGGCUCAAUCAACAACUCUAG